Molecule: messenger RNA, 4230 nt
Organism: Cyclopterus lumpus (lumpfish)
Lineage: Eukaryota; Metazoa; Chordata; Actinopteri; Perciformes; Cyclopteridae
Gene: pfas
Product: phosphoribosylformylglycinamidine synthase
Exons: 28
Coding region: 187-4116 (1309 amino acids)
Biological process (GO): 'de novo' IMP biosynthetic process
Molecular function (GO): phosphoribosylformylglycinamidine synthase activity
Source: RefSeq, a predicted model, not a curated record
GUCAAGCGUCUCUUUCCCCCACGUGGGGUGCAGAGAGCGGUCCGCCCUGUCAGUCUGCAGACCUCUCCAGCCGAAAAGCACCGCCGGAGAAGUUUCUCCAGGACUCCUCGAGGCGUCUCAACCGUUCUUCAUCCCGAAAAACAAGCACCGGAAGCGGCUGCACGUCUCCGUUUGAACCCGUCAGUCAUGGCCGUCGUGAGGCUCUACAGUAACGAGGCGGUGAGCGGGCGCGCCGUGCAGAGGGCCGCCAGGCUCCACCCCCGGCUGUCCAUCGCCACGGAGCUGUGCUACAACGUGGAGCUCACGGGCUGUGAGCGUCUCAGUGCCGAGCAGAAGGAGGUCCUCCUCUGGUUGUUCCGUCCUCCCCUGCAAGCCGAGCCGCCGUCCGACGAGCCGCACCUCACCGAGGGCGGCGGGGGCACGCUGGUGGAGAUCGGGCCGAGGCUGAACUUCUCCACCGCCUGGUCCACAAACACCGUGUCCAUCUGCCAGAGCGCCGGCCUCACCAACGUCACGCGGGUCGAGCUGUCUCGCAGGUUUCUAAUCAAGGGUGGCGCCGGCGUGACGGAGCCCGACGGGGACCUGAGCCGGCUGAUCGACAGCCUGUACGACGGCAUGACCGAAUGCAUCUACCGGCGUCCCGUCACCUCCUUCGCCGUGGCAACCGAGCCGCAGCCGGUGUUCGAGGUGGACGUCCUGGGGGAGGGCCGCGCGGCUCUGCAGGUGGCGAACGACGACCUGGGGCUGGCCUUUGACUCCUGGGAUCUGGACUUCUACACGUCGAUGUUCCAGAGGAUUAAAAGGAACCCCACCAGCGUGGAGUGUUUCGACCUGGCCCAGUCCAACAGCGAGCACAGCCGCCACUGGUUCUUCAGAGGCCGCAUGGAGAUCGAUGGGCAGCAGCAGAAGGAGACGCUCUUCAGCCUCAUCAUGGACACCCAGAGGAACAGCAACCACAACAACGUCAUCCAGUUCUGUGACAACAGCAGUGGUAUCAGAGGGAUGCAGCUGGAGUGCAUUUACCCAGAAGACCCCUCCACAGCGAGCCCCUACGAGACGCGGCGCUCGCUGAGACACGUCAUCUUCACGGCCGAGACGCACAACUUCCCGACAGGCGUGGCCCCGUUCAGCGGCGCGACCACCGGCGCCGGAGGUCGUAUCCGAGACGUCCAGAGCGCGGGACGCGGAGGCCACGUCAUCGCCGGCACCGCGGGGUACUGCUUCGGCAACCUGCACGUCCCAGGUUACGAUCUGCCCUGGGAGUCCGAGGGGGAGGGCUGGGAGUACCCGUCCAGCUUCGCCUCUCCGCUGCAGGUGGCCGUCGAGGCCAGCGACGGAGCCUCGGACUACGGCAACAAGUUCGGAGAACCGGUCCUGGCGGGCUUCGCUCGAUCCUUCGGCAUGCGGCUGGCGGGCGGAGAGCGCCGCGAGUGGAUCAAGCCGAUCAUGUUCAGCGGCGGCCUCGGAGCCAUCGAGGACGCACACGUGAAGAAGGAGGCGGCGGAGACCGGGAUGGAGGUGGUGAAGAUCGGAGGGCCCGUGUACAGAAUCGGCGUGGGAGGCGGCGCCGCCUCCUCCGUGCAAGUUCAGGGGGACAACGCCAGCGCCCGGGACCUGGGCGCGGUGCAGCGGGGCGACGCCGAGAUGGAGCAGAAGAUGAACCGAGCUCUCAGGGCGUGUCUGGAGAGAAGCGACGGGAACCCCAUCUGCAGCAUCCACGACCAGGGAGCGGGAGGAAACGGUAAUGUGCUUAAGGAGCUCAGCGAGCCAGCGGGAGCCGUCAUCUACUGCAGCAGAUUCAAGAAAGGUGACCCCACGCUGAGUGUGCUGGAGCUGUGGGGGGCGGAGUACCAGGAGAGCAACGCCCUGCUGCUCCGCCCGGCCGACAGGGACUUCCUGGAGAGGGUGUGCCGCAGGGAGAAGUGUCCCGUGGACUUCGUGGGGAACAUCACCGGAGACGGCAAGAUCGUGCUGGUGGACGACGAGGGGGCCGCCGGGGGCCGCCGUCCCGUCGACCUGCAGCUGGAGUGGGUCCUGGGCAAGAUGCCGCAGAAGGAGUUCAAGAUGGAGCGCCUGGCCCAGACGCUGCAGCCUCUGGCUCUCCCCGCCGGGCUGAAGGUCAAAGACGCCCUGGAGCGAGUUCUGCGUUUGCCGGCCGUGGCGUCCAAACGCUAUCUGACCAACAAGGUGGACCGGUCCGUGACGGGGCUGGUUGCCCAGCAACAGUGCGUCGGCCCCCUCCACACCCCGUUGGCCGACGCGGCCGUCGUCGCUCUGUCGCCGUUCGGCCUAGAGGGAGCGGCCACCGCCAUCGGCGAGCAGCCAAUCAAAGGCCUGGUGUGUCCCGCGGCCGGGGCUCGCAUGGCGGUCGGAGAGGCGCUGACCAACCUGGCGUUCGCCAGAGUCACGGCUCUGAAGGACGUGAAGUGCAGCGGUAACUGGAUGUGGGCCGCCAAGCUGCCUGGCGAGGGCGCCCGUCUGUGGGACGCCUGCCAGGCCAUGUGCGAGGUCAUGGGUCAGCUGGGCGUGGCCGUCGACGGGGGCAAGGACUCCCUGAGCAUGGCCGCCAGAGUGGGCAAAGAGACGGUCAAGGCUCCGGGCGCUCUGGUUAUUUCGGCGUACGCCGUUUGUCCCGACAUCACGGCCACCGUGACCCCCGACCUGGAGGAUCCAGACGGCAAAGGCGUCCUCUUGUGGGUUCCUCUCAGUCCGGGCCGCCAUCGCCUGGGCGGCUCGGCCCUGGCUCAGUGCUACAGCCAGCUGGGGGACUGCUCUCCGGACCUGGAGCAGCCGCAGCUGUUUGCCGCCUGCUUCAACGCCACGCAGGGACUCCUCCGCGACCGUCUGCUGACCGCGGGGCACGACGUCAGCGACGGAGGCCUCAUCUCCUGCCUGCUGGAGAUGGCGUUUGCCGGAAACCGCGGGAUCGACGUCGAGUUGCCGUCGCAAGGAGCCGGAGUCCUGGAGCUGCUGUUCAGCGAGGAGCUGGGUUUGGUUCUGGAGGCUUCGCAGCUCGACGCGGACGCCGUGUGCCAGAGGUACGGCGACGCCGGCGUGCGCUGUCACCGCGUCGGGAGAACCCGCGGCUUCGGACCGGAGGCCGAGGUCAGCGUCUGCGUGGACGGACAGGAGGUGCUGAGAGAGCCGCUGCCUCGCCUCCGAGCAUUGUGGGAGGACACCAGUUUCCAGCUGGAGCGCCUCCAGGCCAAUGAGAUCUGUGUCAAGCAGGAAGAGGAAGGGCUAGCCGAGAGGACGCAGCCCUACUUCAAGCUGACCUUUGACCCCUCCGACGCGCCCAGCAUCAGCCAGCUCAGGCCUCGCGUGGCCGUGGUCCGGGAGGAGGGCAGCAACGGGGACCGGGAGAUGUCCGUGUCGCUGCACAUGGCCGGCUUCCAGGUGUGGGACGUCAACAUGCAGGACCUGUGCUCCGGAUCCGUGACUCUGGAGUCCUUCAAAGCGGUCGUGUUUGUCGGUGGAUUCAGCUACGCGGACGUCCUCGGAUCGGCUAAAGGCUGGGCGGCCACUGUCGCAUACAACCCCAAAGCCAAGGCCGAGUUCGAUCGCUUCCGGCGCCGGGCCGACACGCUGAGUCUGGGCGUCUGCAACGGCUGCCAGCUGAUGGCGCUGCUGGGCUGGGUGGGAGCGGACGAGGGCGCAGCCGAGACCGAAGUGGUGCUGACCCACAAUAAGUCCGGCCGGUUCGAGUCUCGGUUCGUCAGCGUUGGGAUCCAGGAGUCCCCCUCCGUCUGGCUCCGGGGCAUGCAGGGCUCGGCUCUGGGAGUCUGGGUUGCACACGGAGAAGGUCUGAUGCAAUUCCGUAGCUCGCUGGCCGAGGACCGGAUCAUUUCUGGUGGGCUCGCCCCCCUCCGUUACCUUGACGACCAGGGUCGCCCCACCGAGGAGUACCCUCUGAACCCCAACGGCUCCCCGCGGGGCGUCGCGGGGCUCUGCUCCGGGGACGGGAGGCACCUGGCCAUGAUGCCCCACCCGGAGCGCUGCACCCUGGGGUGGCAGUGGCCCUGGGCCCCGAGGGACUUCAGGCAGUCUCUCACGCCGUCGCCGUGGUUACGCAUGUUCGAGAACGCAGCUGCCUGGUGCAUCAGCGCGGAGGGUUAAUACUCUGUUUACCAAAGUCGUAGUUUGUCCCCUCUUUGGGGUCAACGCUCUCAUACUUUAUGACUCGGAGGCGGUUCUUGACUUUGGUACAAAUCUUUGUAAAGAAAGAAUACA